This is a messenger RNA of Carassius auratus (goldfish), 835 nucleotides long. RefSeq names its product spermatogenesis-associated protein 17-like. The record is from RefSeq and is a predicted model, not a curated record. NCBI's taxonomy places the organism in Eukaryota, Metazoa, Chordata, Actinopteri, Cypriniformes, Cyprinidae. Bases 130 to 636 code for a protein of 168 amino acids. The transcript is spliced from 4 exons.
ACAGACUUUCUCUUCAUUAUGCCAACGGAAGCAUAACAUUGUUUUGUUCACCUUGCUUGAUUGUUGUGUUUGUGCUUAUCUUAGUGUCCAGGUGUUUUCAAUUCACCGUUCAGAGCAGAACCUGAUGAGAUGGAGCUGAGGCUGAGAAAAGUGAAGCCGCUUCUAGUGCGAUCGGCUCCUAAAGAGAGGAAGACCCCUAAUAUAACCCCUGAGCUCUCUUACCUGAUGCCAAAACGGGAGCCACUACCACCCAUUCACAAAAAACCACAGGGCCCCUUUCGCCCACCUCUGGAGGUGCAGCAGCAGCGGCAUCGGCCCCUGGAGCCAAGCCUGCGCGUGGCCACAUCCAUCACUGCCCUGGAGGAGGCCAGAGAGGAGCUCAAACGGCAGGAGUGGAGGACUUGUGUCAUCGACCAGGCUUUUCUUCCAUUUUCAAACACAAGCCGAAAUAAGCAGUACGAGGGCAUGAUGCGUACCUCCACCCCCUUUGAACAGGUGGCAUAUGGGACCAAGCACUUCCGGGAGGAGCACAAAGAGUACCUCAAGGGGAAAAAGCCCUUCAAGACAGUCUUCACUACCUGCCACGUCUUUGACAAGUUUGGACGACUGUACUCCGACGCUGGUAAUAUUGUAUGAGAUAGCCGAGUGGAAAACUGACAGAAUCAAUAAAUAAAUGAAAUUAAAUAUCCAAUCAUGCAUCAUUUGUUUGUCUGGUUCAGAAAGUGCGAAGGUGAGAUGAGGUGAAGAAAACAUUCGAUGCCGCAUUCAGAGUAAAAACAUCUCGUCCUCUUAGCAUAAUUACAUGCUAUUUGUAUUACGCACAAUUGCUUUUUGC